ACGUUAUUUAGGGUCCCGAGAGUCAUCCAGUCGUUGUCUGCAACAUCAUGGCGGCGUCCACACGAGCACAGGUGAUUUCUCUCUACCGAAUGAUGCUGUCAGAGAGCAAGAAGUUCCCCUCUUAUAACUACAGGACUUAUGCACUGCGGCGAGUCCGUGAUGCCUUCAGGGCAAACAGGGAAAUACAGGAUCCAAAAACUGUCGAGAGACUGGUGUUGGAGGGACGACAGACCCUGGGACUGAUACAGAGACAGGUCGUCAUCGGGAAGAUGUUCGAGACCCAGAAGACGGUGGUGGAGAAUUGACCCUCCGCGGGGUUUCACGGGAGGGAGCGCUGUACCAGCAACCAACAGGAAGUGACAUCAGAGGCUGGAGCCAAUCACUGCCCAUCAUCACCACCAACAACAACCAACCAGCUUUCUUCUCCACCAAAACACGGUUUAAUUUAAGUGACACUGGAUGGAGGUGUGAGGUGCAUUGUGGGGGAUGUAGGACAGAGAACAGCUGUGAAGUUUGUUUUCGACUUUAGUUUCGGAUGCACCGAUCAGAUUUCGAGGCUUUUAAGAUCACUCAUCAAUCUUUUUUCUUCAUUAAUGACUCCUAACAAACAAGAUUAAAUGUCAGAUAAUAAACUAAUUCCAUGUCAGUAUGCCUCUGCUGCUAGAUUGUUAUUACAAUAUCACAGAAACAAGCCAAUAGUCACAUACGAAAAGCUUUAAACAAAGUUUUUGCGGUUUUGCUUUAAAGGACGACAGAAGUCUAUAAUGUUUUUUUGCUGUUUAAGUCACAUAGUAUCAUUUUGACAGAUUUUUGAGGCAGGAUCAUGGAGAGAAAUAUUGUAAGUUUUAGUUUCAGCUCAGCUUUUCCAUGAUGCCUCACAUAUCUCCUAAAUGAUUCAUCUCUUACACUUCUGUUUAAGCAGUUACUGUGGACGUUUCAGUUCGGAUACUAGAUGAUUGUUUGAAUCUGAAUGUUCAGAAAUAUUUGAAGUUUGUCAUUUCCAAGAGUUUAUGUCCUGAUAAGUUCAUAGAACAUCCCUUAACUCAGAACUAAGUUUUUUUUUUACUACUGUUUUUUUUUGCAAACAUAUUCUUAUUCAAAUUACACAAACUAGCUUACCAAUGAAGGAAGGGGGGUUAAAUGAAAACAGGGUGUGGUGUCUUCAUAGAGAACAACUUAACGGCUGUAAAGUGCUAAUUUCCAUCAAAGAUUUCUUCAAUUCCACAUGUUGAGCGGUUGAUUCAUGAAUGAAUGUUUCCCACUUUCAAUCUCAGUUUAUUAGCCUUUAUUUAAACAUUACAGGACUGACAUAAUGAUAUCUUUAAUGCUGUAAUGUUACACAGCUCAUCCUGUUGGAAACUGAUCGGUGCAUCCAUUUUUUUUUUUUCUUUCUAGUGUUAUUUUUGUAUUUAACGCACAAGUUAUAUAUCCCAGUACAUAUUAUGUGAUAUAUUUGGCUAUAAAGAACCUAUAAAGAGCUAAACA
Labrus mixtus (cuckoo wrasse) is the source of this 1485-nucleotide messenger RNA. RefSeq names its product LYR motif-containing protein 4B (gene lyrm4b). The transcript has 3 exons. NCBI's taxonomy places the organism in Eukaryota, Metazoa, Chordata, Actinopteri, Labriformes, Labridae. The coding region runs from base 48 to 305 and encodes 85 amino acids. Gene Ontology annotation, cellular component: mitochondrion; L-cysteine desulfurase complex. Gene Ontology annotation, biological process: iron-sulfur cluster assembly. The record is from RefSeq and is a predicted model, not a curated record.